AACAAGUCUAAAUUGAAUAGACUUCUCAGUAUCAUGGCGACGUUUAAAGCCUUCGUAUUAUAAUAAAAUUUUCGUUGUUGAAGCGUUCAACGGUUCGGUGCUGCGCUUGAAGUAAACAGUCAACAGUUUUGUGAUUUUUAUGCCAAAAAUUUAUAAUUAUAUGUAUAUAUGUAUGUAUAUAUAAGUAAAUGAGAGCAUUAAAAAUGUUCCAACAAGUUUUGUCUACAAAACUGAAAUAAAACGAAACAACAACAGCAGCAACAACAAAAGAAACAAGUGCAUAGUGCCAAGCUUCACUUAUGCCAAUAUGUGCAAAGUUGAACUGGGGCGAGAGGUGUAUGUUAAAGUUGUCAUAUAUAAUAUAAAACAAGUUAUGGGCCAAUUAUCCAGCCAUCACGACAAAAGAAACAAUGAGAAUCGCCUGUCGACCGCCACACAUUUCAGCAAUCGCAGUCAUUCCAUACGCAAGUCGAAGGUGCACAACAACAGUCAUUCCACCUUGGAACCGCCAACGGCAACAGGCGAGGACUCGUCGCUGUUGCGCGUUGGCAAUCCGCGCCUCAAAGGUCUCGCCAAUGGCCGGCCAGUUACGAUUAGUGAGAUUGGCAAGCGCAUAGAUUUAAAUACCAGUGAUAUAUUCAGUAGUAAAGACAAAGACGCGAGUAGUAUUGGCGGUGUUGGCGGUGGCAUUGGCAGCGGUGAUGACGCCAAUGACACAUGGUCCAACAGCAACUUGUUGACGACAACAGUGCCUGCAACCGCUACACCACCGUACGCCACAACACCAAUACCGUCAACGGAGAAUGUAACGGCGAGCGCUACGGUCACAGAUGGCGGCAGCGCAUCCAAGAACAAGACGUCAGGGCAUUUAACCAUCGCCGAUAGAUAUCACAAAACAAACAAUUGUUAUUAUCGCAGUCCGAAUGGAAAUUUCCAUAAAUUACCGUCCGAUUCAUACCACAAAAUGACGGAUGGCUGUUAUGUGCGCGCUGCCGAUGGCACAUUUCGACGCAUUGAGCCGCCAAGUAGUAGUCUCAUCAAUGGCGGUUCGAAUGGCGGCAAAUUGCAUCAACGCGGCGAUGCUAGCGGCAGUUCGACGCGUAUAAAAAAUCAUAUGUUACGUUUUUUGAAACGUUCCAAAAGUCAUACGCCCGCUACAUUGAAGGAAUUGGACAAGGAACGAGGGAAGGAUAAAGAAUUGAAAUCGAGUCGUGGACGUAAGGCGCGUUUUCCAUCAACAAUACAAGAGAAUAGCCCAACCACACUACCGGGUGGUGGCAAAACACCUAGUGGCAGCAAUAUAACGGCGGGUAGUCGUAACAAUAAAGUUGUUGUAACCAUGAUGGAAGGUGGCGGUUUGCCAAUAAUAGCUACCAGCAAAGCGGAACGUUCCAAAAAUAAAGAUUCUUCAGCGUCGAACACGGCGGAUGGCACGCGCAGUGGGCGUUCAAGGAUGUUUCAGCUACCCAUCCUAAUUCCUAAAAUACUUUUAAGCGAAUGCAAAAAAAAACUAUUUGUUAUUUACAUACAUAAACUUAUGCAUAUUUUUUAUUAAUGAAAACAAAAUUAGCUGUAUAAUUUCGCAUGUAUGAUAGUGCUAUGCAUUUUGUGCCGUGCAAUUAUUUUGGCAAAAAAAAAUGUUUACUAUAUAUAAUUUGUAAAGAACAUGCUUAGCUCUAAAAAAGUCAAAUUUGCACCCAAAAAAUCUUAUUACUGAAUUAACUGCAGCGCAAUGGAUCUUUGUAGAAUACUCAGUAUACAAAAUUAUAGCAUAUACAUACGUUUAAAAGUAAUUUUCUUGUAAGAAUUUACGAAUGAGGCGCAACAAAUAGCAGUGUGCACCACCAUCUAUAUUUCUAUCUAUAUUUCUUUCUACGAGUAUCACAGGUAGCUCAUUUUAAACCUGCAGAUGCUUUUUCAAUUACCCCUGAAAAUUUUCCUUCACAAAACAACAAGCUUGCAUCUGCGCAGGCUUAGCAUUCGAUAUACAUACAUACAUAUGUAUAUAUAAUUAGUUAAUUACUAAUUUGAAGUGCCAAACCCGUUAUAAACUGACUCCAAUCAUCUACGUUUUGAUUUUCUCCAAUUAUGUCACUCAGGCGGUGAAACUAAUAACAAUUUUGUUGAAAAAUGUGCACAGCAGCGAUUGCUUUCACAGUUUAGAAGAAAUUGAUGAUUAAUAUCUGUUCUGAGUCAUUAGUUUUCCACGAAUUUUUAACAAAUGUAUUCUUCCAAACACAGUACCUGUGUUUCUUUUGAAUAUUUUGAUUUUAAGAUCGAUUAUCGCACGUUUAUUUUAUUCAAUUUUUAAAUGGCUAAAAUCUAUAUAGAUCUAUUGUGUUGCUCACAUAUACAUACAUAUAUACCGUAUAAGCAUAUACAUAUGUAUCUGUAUUUAAUGGGUAGAUUGCGCGAUUUUCCCUUUAAACGGUUACAAAUGCAAUUUUUUUAUCAGAGUAAUGAGCUAGAUAUGAAUUCGCACACGUGAGAUAAUGAAGUGGCACGCAUAUUAAAGUCGUUUGUCAAUUAUUAUUUUCUUUUAAUAUCAAUUUUUUUUUAUUUUUUUAACCGUUAGCGCUAAAUCUUUAUUUGCUAAUUUUAAAUGAAACGUAUUUGUGCAUUCAAAGGCAUUAUGCUAUUAAAAACAUUUGUCUAAUAGAAUACUAACAUCGCAAGCUGUUUGUAAUUUGAUUGUAUAAUUACUUUUUUAUACACUUAUAUAUAAUUUCCUUUUUUUUAUCGUUUUUAAUAUCCCAUUCAACAUAAGCUGUUUUAACAAAAACACCCACAGAUACGUAUAGGCUUUUGUAUGUAUAUGUUCUAAUUAUAAGGUAGUUAUUAAGCUUGUCUUUAUUCUAUUUAGCUAAUAAGGUUGUAAGAACACCGAACACCAGUAAACUUUUGUAAGAGCGUGCUUUAAACGUGCAGAUCAUGAGUUAUCAGAAUACUGUAUAUUUUUUUUCCAUUCACACACUGCAUAUUAACAAAGAAAGUUUUUAUUGUUUUUUUUUAUUUUUACUUUUUGUAUAAAAAUAUAGAAAAAUAGUAAUAAAUUAAGAAAACGUGAAGCACACAAUCAGCAAAACAUUCAUGAGUAAUAUUAACCUUAUCUCUAAACAAUAAAAUGGCUGCUAGUUCAAUAUAGUAUAAGGAACAGAAAUUAACGUUCGUACGUACAAGGAAAUAUACAUACAAACAUGCCUAAAUGAAUUAUUCACAUGUGUGAAACGUUUCCUAACUUCAGUUUCAUUUUAUUUCUAUUUUUGUGCUAUUUACAUAUUAAUAUCUGGGACUUGUUGCACAAAUUACUUUUUUCUUUUGCUCGCGCGUGUCUCCAAAACUUGUUUCUAGUCAAUACUCAUACCCACACAUUUAUAUAUUCCUCUAAUAAUAUAUAUUUAUAUGCCAUCCAAUAUAUUUAGAAUAGCGUUCACGCACGCACGCACGAUUUACUAUUUAAAUACAAAUGUGUGAACUUAAAAUUUAUAAAAUGAACAGCUGUUUUUUGUUUAUGCUACAAACCUAGUGUUGCCACUCAUGCACAUCGAUUUAUGAUUAGAUUUAAAAGCAAAAGCUUGCAGUAGCCAAUAUUGAGCAGAUACUUCAAAAAUGGCAAAAACAAAGCGUACAAUUAAUACUGCAAUAUUGUGAGUGGUCACGUGAAAUGCAAAGUAAGCGACCUUGAAUAGAAAUUUUCCAUAUGCGCAUAUACAUAUAUAUACAUAUAUUUACUAUAUUUACGUCCAGGCAUACGCAUAUAUUUAUUACGUAUAUGACGAACUGAUAACUAGAACACAGCGUCGUUCUAAUUGCAUAAAUUUUUCAGUUUUCUAAAUAUAAUUGUAUUUUGGUUUAUAUAUGUCAUGCAUUUAUUUUUACUAUACCUCAUGUUUUUGGUGACGGCCAAACGUCAAACCAAUGCGUAAUGUUUUAUUAAAAGAGCAACAGUGUAUAUACAUAGAUUAUGGGUUAUUUAAUUAGGUUAAAUUCUUUUGUGAAUUGAUUUUUCGCUACAAUUUAUGUAUAUUUGUUUUAAAAGUAAUUAUUUAAAUUAAGCGUAUUGGAAGUCUAUAUACACAUAAAAUUAUCAAAGUUGACAUAUCGCUGAUAGAAUGCCUUCAAAAAUUUUUCGCACAAUGCAAUUAUCUUCAGAAAAAAGCUCAAAAUGAAUAUUAAAAUGUCGAAAAAAGCUUAAAUCGGAACAUUUUAAUACAUAAAUACAUACUAUUUCAUUAAAUUCAAAGAUAAUGUUAUCAAAAUAUUGGCAUAGGUAUACAUAAGUGACGAGUGCGAGAAAAUUCAUUAAUUUCCUAAACUCAUUUUUGCUAAUUUAUUGCUGUGUGUGUUAC
This is a messenger RNA of Bactrocera tryoni, 4349 nucleotides long. RefSeq lists its product as uncharacterized. The record is from RefSeq and is a predicted model, not a curated record. The transcript is spliced from 3 exons. The coding region runs from base 308 to 1555 and encodes 415 amino acids. NCBI's taxonomy places the organism in Eukaryota, Metazoa, Arthropoda, Insecta, Diptera, Tephritidae.